Molecule: messenger RNA, 907 nt
Organism: Solanum lycopersicum (tomato)
Lineage: Eukaryota; Viridiplantae; Streptophyta; Magnoliopsida; Solanales; Solanaceae
Product: ubiquitin-conjugating enzyme E2 10
Biological process (GO): ubiquitin-dependent protein catabolic process; protein polyubiquitination
Cellular component (GO): nucleus
Source: RefSeq, a predicted model, not a curated record
UUUUUUCACUAGGCUAAAAAUCAUCUAUUCUUCUUUUUUAAAGUUGUAGAGUAGACUGUUUUCUGCUACAGAAUCUAAUACCACAAUGUCAAUGUUUGUGACCACUUAACAAAGUUCUUUUUCUUUCUCUUAGCUUCCCUUCUUUAUAUAUACCCUUCCAUUUUACCACUUAUUGAGGAUAUCUAUAACUCAUAAAACCAACAUCUUUUCUCUCCUUUUAACUUUUAAAGUCUUCUCAUUAUUAAUGGCAUCCAGGAGAAUUCAAAAGGAGCUAAAAGACUUGCAAAGAGACCCUCCCACUUCAUGCAGUGCAGGUCCAGUAGCUCAGGAUAUGUUUCAUUGGCAAGCAACUAUUAUUGGUCCAAAUGAUAGCCCUUAUGCUGGUGGUGUUUUCCAAGUCACCAUCCAUUUUCCUCCUGAUUACCCUUUCAAACCUCCCAAGGUGGCUUUCAGGACCAGAGUUUUUCAUCCAAAUAUAAACAAUAAUGGAAAUAUUUGUUUGGACAUACUGAAGGAUCAAUGGAGUCCUGCCCUCACCAUAUCCAAGGUUUUGCUGUCCAUAUGUUCACUGCUAACAGAUCCAAAUCCAGAUGAUCCACUGGUUCCAGAAAUUGCUCAUAUGUGCAAGACUGAUAAAACCAAGUACGAGUCAAUGGCUCGUAGUUGGACUCAAAAGUAUGCCAUGAACUGAGUCUCAACAAACACAAAAUUAUUGCUACAAGCAAUAUAUAAUAUGUUCAGGAGAACUUUUGCUCUAUGAAAAUGAGAAUUCAGUGACGGUUGGAUGUAUUUAUAUUAUCGGGAUUCGUUUUAAAUAAAAAGGGUGAUUUUAUUUUUUCUGUUAUUCAACAAGAGAAUUGUUCUCAACUUGAUGAUGCAUAUAAUCCUUUCCUUCAAGUCAUAUGUA